AUGUCUAUACGGAUCAACAUACGAUGUAUUUUCUCCAAACUUAAAAAAUAUUCAAAAUUCAUUGGCCCCGGUUUAAUGGUAUCUGUUGCAUUUCUAGAUCCAGGAAAUUAUUCAACAGCAGUAUCAGCAGGAUCAGCAUAUAAAUAUAAUCUUUUAUUUUCAAUAUUAUUAUCAAAUUGUUUAGCAAUAUUUUUACAAACAUUAGCAGCAAAAUUAGGUGCAGUAACAGGAUUAGAUUUAGCAGCAAAUUGUAAAGAAAAAUUUUCAUAUAAAUUUAAUAUACUACUAUAUAUAAUGACAGAAAUUGCAAUUAUAGCAACUGAUUUAGCUGAAGUUGUUGGAACUGCUAUAGCAUUAAAUAUAUUAUUUAAAAUUCCAUUAUUUUUAGGAGUUAUUGUUACUGUAAUAGAUGUAUUAAUAGUAUUAGCUGCAUAUAGACCAAAAGGUCCAUUAUUAUUUAUAAGAAUUUUUGAAUCAUUUGUAUCAAUAUUAGUUGCUGCAACGGUUGUAUGUUUUGGUAUACAAUUAUAUCAAGUAAGUCAUGAUAAAUCAAUAAAUUUUUCAACUUUAGAAGUUUUAAAAGGUUUUUUACCAAAUGAAGACGUUAUAAAUAUGUCAGAAAGAGAAGGAGGAAAUGGAUUAUAUUUAAGUUUAGCAAUAUUAGGAGCUACUGUUAUGCCUCAUUCAUUAUAUUUAGGUUCAGGAUUAGUUCAAUCUAGGUUGAAAGAUUUUGAUAUUAAAAAUGGUCAUUAUAUUCCAUGGAAUAAGGAUAAUAGCUCCAUACAGGAUAGUGAAUUUACAAUAACUGAUGAUGCAUCACCAGAAAAAGAUGGAGAUGAAGAUACUUUAGAUGAAGAUGAUUAUAGACCUUCAAUUCAUGCAAUAAAAGAUACAAUGAGUUAUACCAUAAUUGAAUUAGUAAUAUCAUUAUUUACAGUUGCAUUAUUUGUUAAUUCUGCAAUUUUAAUAGUAGCUGGUGCUACUCUAAAUAGUUCUAAAAUGAAUUCAAGAGAUGAUGGUAAUGAAUCAGAUUAUGAUUCAGAUAAAGAUGAUGAUUAUGAAAAUGCAGAUUUAUUUACAAUUUAUCAUUUAUUAUCAAAACAUUUAUCACCAACUGCUGGAUUUGUAUUUGCUUUAGCUUUAUUAUGUUCUGGUCAAAGUGCAGGAGUUGUUUGUACAUUAGCUGGUCAAAUGGUUAGUGAAGGAUUUUUAAAUUGGAGUUUACCACCAGUUACAAGAAGAUUAAUUACAAGAGGUUUAGCUAUUGCUCCAUGUUUAUUUGUUGUUACUUUCGCUGGUAGAGAGGGAUUAGCAAAAACAUUAAAUGCAAGUCAAGUUGUUUUAUCUUUGUUGUUACCUAUAGUAAGUGCUCCAUUAAUUUAUUUUACAUGUAAUAAACAAACUAUGAGAGUACCUAUAUUAGUAAGAGAUGGUGAUGAAGAAAUUGAUAUAUUAUAUGAUGAAGAAAAUGAAGAAUUACCAAAAAAGAGAUUCGCCAGUAGUGAGCCAGCUAUUAGGCUACAAGAUUUAAGAAAUUCUCAUCCAUGUGCAGGAUGGGAAGAAGAUGAAGAAGAAUAUCCACAAAAUAAUUUGCAUGAAGAAAAUAGAAGACUAAUAGCAGAUAUAUAUUCCAAACCAAAAAGUAUAAUAAAAAGUAGAUCAAAUUCAAUAACUCAAAUAACAAAUGAAUUAUCUGGAAAUUCAAGUCAAUCAUCAUCAUCAAAUCAAUCACCAAUUAUAAAUAAUUUAGAUAAUGAUAAUUAUAGAAUAAAAGGUUAUAAAGAUUUUAGUAAUAGUCCAUUAACUUCAAUAUGUGCAAUUUUAAUAUGGAGUUUUAUAACAAUUUUAAAUUUAUAUUUAGUUUUUAGUAUGUCAAUUGAUUUUUAG
Messenger RNA from Lodderomyces pseudojiufengensis, 1887 nucleotides. Its product is annotated as divalent metal ion transporter. The transcript has a single exon. The record is from RefSeq and is a predicted model, not a curated record. Gene Ontology annotation, cellular component: plasma membrane. The coding region runs from base 1 to 1887 and encodes 628 amino acids. Lineage: Eukaryota; Fungi; Ascomycota; Pichiomycetes; Serinales; Debaryomycetaceae. Gene Ontology annotation, molecular function: cadmium ion transmembrane transporter activity; manganese ion transmembrane transporter activity. Gene Ontology annotation, biological process: iron ion transport; intracellular manganese ion homeostasis.